Messenger RNA from Camellia sinensis, 1827 nucleotides. NCBI's taxonomy places the organism in Eukaryota, Viridiplantae, Streptophyta, Magnoliopsida, Ericales, Theaceae. The record is from RefSeq and is a predicted model, not a curated record.
UCCCCAAGAAAAAACAACCAAACAAAGCAUAAAAAAGUGGCAGUGAAGCCCUAAACGGCGAAGAAGUCUGUUCGGCAACGCAAGUUACGCAACCAACUUUCACAGUGAAAUUGGUGUGACUUCUCUCUUUCUCUCUCUUCUGGGCUUCACUUCAAUCAUGGCUGAACAAAGUGCCGAGUCGCUAGAGCCCCAACUCGAAGCGCAUCAACCUCCAGCUCCCUCCAACAGUAAUCUUCCGGAACUUUUAAUGUACAAGAACCGUUUGCAAGAGUACACUCAAAAAUCAUCCAUACCACUCCCAGUUUAUCAAACAAUUAAUGAAGGAGUUCAACAUGAGCCGAGGUUUAGGUCCACUGUCUGGGUGGAUGGAGCAUCAUAUACAUCUCAUCAUGUAUUUUUACAUCGAAAGGCUGCAGAGCAAGAUGUUGCCAGGGUGGCUUUGGAUGGUAUAACACAGAAGAUAAAAGAGGAAGGAUCUCCACUUAUUCGUGAGGAUACAGUCUUCUGCAAGUCUAUCCUCAAUGAAUAUGCAGUCAAGAUGCAUCUGGAGAAACCCACUUAUAACACAAUUCGGUCAGAGGGGUUGCUUCCAGUUUUUGUAUCUUCCUUGGUGUUCGAUGGUGUGACUUACACUGGCGAGGCAGGCAAAAACAAGAAAGAGGCUGAACAGUUGGCAGCACGGGCUGUUAUCCUGUCAAUUUUGGGUACUUCCGACUCAAGAACUGUCAUCACUGAGAUCAUCAAGUCUAAAGUCAAGCUUUAUGCUGCGUUGCAUAAAGUUGACUCCACCCAGAGUGGCAUUAAUCCUGUGGCAGUGAGCACAGCAGGAACUAGUUUAGCCAUUCCUGUGAAUAAGGGGAAAGAUAUUGAAGUUUCUGGGUAUAUCAGUAACACGCCAAACACUGCAAUUCCAUACCCUUGGUCGGGCCAACUCAACAUUAUUCCGGCAACUCACCAGCCUUACAUUCCAGCAACGCACCAGCCUUAUGUGCCAACAGCUCACCAGCCUUUCCAUGAAUUCAAGAAACCUAAAUUUGAACCAUCAUCUGAGGCAAUUACAAUUACACCUCCUAUUGUUUUUGUGCCUCCAGCACUCGGACAACCCCUGGCUGUUGGUUCAAGUUCUACAAGAAAACGACGCAAGAAGAAGGCUAAAAAGAAAUCUCGGGUUGAUGCUCAGUUGCCUGUUGCUGUGGUGCCUUCAAGUCAAAUUCCUUCUUAUUCAGUUGCCCAAUGAGUAGCUCAAAUGUCUGUAUUUUUUUGGUUUCAUGUUGCUGUGCUGUUGCUUUUAAUGAAGCCCAUCCCUUGUUCAAUAUUCUAGUGAGAAGGUCAUUCCAUUUUUGUAUUUACUUGUUGGGUAUGUAUCAAGCCUCCUUUCUCUUGUUGGAUGUUGAACUUUUUUUCCCUGUAAUAUAUCUGAUAUUUGGGACACAUCUUACAUUAUCGAUUAAUGUGUUGUAGUUUUAGGCCAUGUUUGUCGGGAUUGGAUUGGAGGAGGGGGGAUACAAAUCCCUGGAUUGUCCCUGGACUAAUAGUUCCUCUUAGUGUUUGGAAAUACAAAUCACUGGUCUGAAUUAAUGCUUGAACUACGGGCCACUGUGGGAUUGGAUUGGAAUCAUUCGAUAAUCUAACAAAAUUCUACAAAACUGCCCUCAAAUUCAUGCAAUUCUAAUAUUAAUUUUUAGAACUGGAUUGAUAGCCUAGGACAGCCCCGGGAUAGAAUGUAUUGAUUGUUGCAGUAUGUGUAUGUAUAUAUGUAUGUAAUUGGUCAGAGAUUAAUUGUAUGUAAUCUGCUGGAGAUUAAUUGAUUGCAUUGUUGUAUAUAUA